UCCCAGGUCCUGCUGUGGGCCUGGAUCGUGCUCCCAAGUGGUGUUUGGCUAAACUGGGGACCAUUCCUCAAGAGACGGUGUCUGGGGCUUGGAUGGAGAACUCUUCUCUUGGCUAUGAGUAUGGGGAUUACGGCGAGAUUCCAGAUCUCCCUGUGGACUGUGUUGGUGGCACCUGCGUCCCCAUUGACCCCCUCCACGUGGCCCCACUCCUGCUGUAUGCCGCCGUCUUCCUGGGGGGGUUGCCAGGCAAUGCCAUGGUGGCCUGGGUGACCUGGAAAGAGGCCCGCCGGAGGGUCGGUGCCACCUGGUUCCUCCACCUGGCCGUGGCGGACCUACUCUGCUGUUUGUCUCUCCCCAUCCUAGCGGUGUCCGUCGCCCACGGGGGCCGUUGGCUGUAUGGGGCCGUGGGCUGCCGGGCCCUGCCCGCCGUCAUCCUGCUGUCCAUGUACGCCAGCGUCCUCCUCCUGGCCACUCUAAGCGCUGACCUCUGCCUGCUGGCCUUCGGGCCCACCUGGUGGGGUGCAGCUGGGAGGGCGUGCAGGGUGCAGGUAGCCUGUGGGGCGUCCUGGACGCUGGCCUUGCUGCUCACCGUGCCCUCAGCCAUCUACCGCCGGCUGCGUCAGGAGCAUUUCCCACACCGGCUGGAGUGCGUGGUGGACUAUGGUGGCUCGACCGUGGCCGAGAACUCAGUGACCGCCACCCGGUUUAUUUUCGGCUUCCUGGGGCCGCUGGUGGUCGUGGCCAGCUGCCAUGGUGCCCUCCUGUGCCGUGCUACCCGACACCGCUGGCCACUGGGCAUGGCCGUUGUGGUAGGGUUUUUUGUCUGCUGGUCCCCCUACCACACGCUGGGGCUGGUACUCACCUUGGCUGCCCCACACUCCGUGCUCUUGGCCCGGGCCCUGCGGGCUGAACCCUUGGUCGUGGGCCUGGCCCUUGCUCACAGCUGUCUCAAUCCCAUGCUUUUCCUGUAUUUCGGGCGGUCUCAACUCCGACAGUCUCUGGCAGCUUCAUGUCGCUGGGCCCUGAAGGAGUCACAGAGCAAUGAUGAAAGUGUGGUCAGCAAGAAAUCCACUGGCCAAGACCUGGUCUCAGAGAUGGAAGUGUAAGCUAGAGGGAAAUUGGUUUGUAUCCUCCUAUCCCACUUUACAAGACUGGCUUCAGGCAUAGCUGGAUCCAGGGGCUUAAUGAUAUUGUCAUUUAUUCCUUGAUUCAUUCAACAAACAUUCAUUAUGCCCCCUGCCAUGUGCAGUGCAGAUAUAGGACAUUUCCAUCAUUGCAGGAAGUUCUAUUGGACAGGGCUGCUCUAGAAUCUCACCUGCUCAGAUCUUUUAAAUCACAUAGCAGUGACACCUUCACGUAGAGUCAUUACUCCAGGAUAGCACUUUACACAUAGUUUCUCCUUUAAGGUAAUUCUUACAACAACCCAGGCAGGCAGGGGGAGAUGCUUCUUUUCAUAAGCUGAGGCCCAGGGAGCAGAGGUCAUUUGCCCAAGAUCACACGCAAGGAAGUUAUAGAGUUGAGGUUUGACCCCAUGUUUACUUGACUCCAGUGCCCAUGCUCUUGAUCACCAAAAUUUUCCUUCAAUGCCUUGUUCAAAUAAUACUUCCUCCAGGAAGCUCUCCCUGAUUCAUCCCCCUCCCAGGGAGGAAGUAGUGUUCAGUUGUCCAAGUUUCUGGACCAAAAAUUCCCAGCUAAACUGUAAAUUUCCUAAGGACAGCAUCUGGGCCAAUUUAAUUUCUGUCUCUCCUCCACCCAUCCCAAGCCUUAAAAAGAGACAAACUAUAUUUGUCUAUACCCUGUUUUUUUCCAACUAGAUUGUGA
Messenger RNA from Balaenoptera ricei (Rice's whale), 1821 nucleotides. RefSeq names its product complement C5a receptor 2 (gene C5AR2). The transcript has 2 exons. Gene Ontology annotation, cellular component: plasma membrane. The record is from RefSeq and is a predicted model, not a curated record. NCBI's taxonomy places the organism in Eukaryota, Metazoa, Chordata, Mammalia, Artiodactyla, Balaenopteridae. Gene Ontology annotation, biological process: complement receptor mediated signaling pathway; positive regulation of cytosolic calcium ion concentration; chemotaxis. The coding region runs from base 93 to 1106 and encodes 337 amino acids. Gene Ontology annotation, molecular function: complement component C5a receptor activity; G protein-coupled receptor activity.